This is a messenger RNA of Lindgomyces ingoldianus, 159 nucleotides long. RefSeq lists its product as uncharacterized. The transcript has a single exon. The annotation marks the transcript as partial. Gene Ontology annotation, molecular function: protein binding. Lineage: Eukaryota; Fungi; Ascomycota; Dothideomycetes; Pleosporales; Lindgomycetaceae. The record is from RefSeq and is a predicted model, not a curated record.
UGCCUCCGGAUACUCGAGAGCCACAACGAUUCAGCCAACUCAGGGGCUUUCUCCUACGACUCGGGUCGGUUGGCGUCGGUGUCACUCGACAGGACGGUCAAGAUUUGCAACACGAGCAGCGGCGACUGCCUCCAGACGCUCGAGGUUGGCAAUGCACUC